UUUCCUUAUGCUGACACCUUAGUGAUGUCUUUUAUGUUUUUGGUGAACAUAGAGCUGAUAUAGUCUCCUAAAUAUUCCUUUUUUGGGUUGAUUUGCUGCAGGAUGAUGAGAGCAUACUAGUGGAGGCACCUUCAGAGAAGGCAGCCCAGGAGGAUAAACAGAUUCCUGAAGAGGCAGUUAAAACUGAACAAGUGGAUCUUGCAAAUGGAAAAUCUCCCAAUACAGUUGUUUGUAAUGGCAUUAUGCGAACCGCUGAAGAGGACUCAUUGGCUGAUUUAAAUUCUAUAAAGAUGAAAGAGGGCAACCAUAUUGCUGAUGAGUCCAAAAAUGAUAAAUCAACUGUUGCCGAAACCGAUAUAUCAAAAGCUGAGGAAGUUGUCAAUUCAGAUACUAAGUUAGAGCAAAGUACCCAGGAAAAGAAGAAGGAAUCUGAUUUCAAAUUAAAUGAACUUUCUGACAGCUCUCAUGUUGAUGAGAAGGCAGUUGAGACCUUAAAAGAUCAUAAAAAAGACAGCAAGGAUGAUGCUGGUUCAGCUCGUGAGGUUCUAUCUGUUGAUGGGGUUGUAUCCUCUGAGAAUAGAAGAGAAACAGAUGUUCCGCAUUCCUCUCAAAAAGCAGCUGAGGAAGAAUCGGCUGAUGUUCCGCAUUCCUCUCAAAAAGCAACUGAGGAAGAAUUGACCGAUGUUCUGCAUUCCUCUCAAAAAGCAACUGAGGAAGAAUCGACUGAUGUUCUGCAUUCCUCUCAAAAAGCAACUGAGGAAGAAUCGACUGAUGUUCCACAUUCCUCUCAAAAAGCAACUGAGGAAGAAUCGACUGAUGUUCCACAUUCCUCUCAAAAAGCAACUGAGGACGAAUCAACUGAUGUUUCGCAUUCCACAAGGGCCCCAAGGUCUAAAAGAAAAGAGAGUGUGAGAAAGGAAACCACCUCCUCUGUUGAUGGUGUCUCUAAGAAGGCAUAUGAAGCGACUAGUGAUUCAGAAAAAAAAACAAAUAGACGAGCAAGGAAAAAAGUUUCUACUGUUGUUUCCAAUGAGGAUAAUGCUCCAGAUGGUGUAGAUGAAACUAAGAAAGAAAAUGACACUGCAAAUGAUUCAGAGGCAAAAUCACUGAAGAAGUCAUCGAAGAAGGUAGAUUCUAGCAGUAACAAUGCAGAUGAAACAAUGAAAGAAGGUGACAUAGGAAGUGAUUCAGAGGUAAAAUCACUGAAGUCAUCAAAGAAAGUCGAUUCUAGCGGUAACAACGCAGAUGAAUCCAUUUCAAGGCAGCUGACAGAUAGUAAAAGGCGAGCUCGGGGAAAAGUUGUUCCUGAGAAGGAUAGAGCGAAAACCUCCACCGAGAACGAUGAAGAGGAAGUGGUUGGAUCUCAAGAUUCUCACAUGGAGGAGACCCCCAAGGCAAAUUCCAAGAGAAAGCAUACCCUAAGUAAAGAAAAAGCUUCUGAUUCUAUGGAGUAUGGUGAGAAUCUUGUCGGCUUGAAGGUGAAGGUCUGGUGGCCCGCAGACCGUGAGUUCUAUGUAGGUUUUAUUCAUUCAUUUGAUCCCUCGAAAAAGAAGCACAAGGUGAACUAUAUUGAUGGUGAUCAAGAAAUUUUAAAUCUUAAGAGAGAAAAGUGGGUGGUGAUUGAAGAUGAGUCUGGGUCAGAUGAGGAAGGCGUAGAUAAUCAUCCAAGUCCUGAUGGUUCAUCUGACAUGCCUCAAAGGAAGAAAGCAAAAACACCUGAUCUCUUGAGCAAGAAAACUAAGACGGAUGCUUCACCAAAAAGCGGCGGAGGAACUUCGACUGGGAAAUCCAAGGGUGCUGCCAUGAAGUCUGGUCGCAAAACAAAGGACGAAGCUAAAAUGGAUGGCAAAUCCAAAGACGGCUCCAAGAGUGCGAGCAAAUCAGACAAUGACAGUGUUGCUAAGUCCAAGGAUCAUACCCCCAAAACUGGUAGCAAAUCAUUUGAUAUCGCUUCUAAAGCAAGUAACAAGUCCAAGAAUGAGGACAGUGGCGAUACACCAAAGUCUACAAAAUCCAAGGAUGACAGAAGUGCCACACCAAAAGCUUCCACAAAGUUAAAGCAAGAUGCUUUAAAGACAGCCAAGUCCAAGCAGGAAACCUCAAACGUUUCCCCCCUUUCUAAGGGUAAGCCUCCUAGAAGUGGUGGCAAAUCCAAUGAUAAAGGCACUGUCAAGUCAAAAUCUGAUUCAUCAAAGGUGAAAGAAAGUGAAAGCACAAAAGAGAAGUCAACAGAUUCAGGAAAACUUGUGGGAAGCGCGAAGCGGAAAGCAUCAAGUUUAUCAAAGGCACAUGGAAGUGAUUCCAAGUCUGGAAAAAAGGGACGAAGAUGAGCUAAAAGUAGGGGCACCGAGGUUUGGCUCUUGUCGAAUGUGGAAUUCGGCUGAACCUUAGUAUUUUGCAGCCAGUCGUAGACGUGCGGGUGGUGGGGGAUGCAAUUGGUAUUUGACGUAGCGUUACGCGUAGUUAGUGUUUUGUUGGGUUUGUCCUCUCUCUCUCUUAUUAUUGAUGUAGGCAUUAGGAUUACAUUGGGUUAGCCUUUCUUUCCUUUUACCAAAGGGUUGCUUCUAUGGAUUAACGUAAUACAUUCGAGUAACUUUGUG
Hibiscus syriacus is the source of this 2600-nucleotide messenger RNA. Its product is annotated as thioredoxin domain-containing protein 2-like. Gene Ontology annotation, cellular component: chromatin; nucleus. Bases 243 to 2330 code for a protein of 695 amino acids. The transcript is spliced from 9 exons. The record is from RefSeq and is a predicted model, not a curated record. Gene Ontology annotation, biological process: DNA repair; mitotic sister chromatid cohesion. NCBI's taxonomy places the organism in Eukaryota, Viridiplantae, Streptophyta, Magnoliopsida, Malvales, Malvaceae.